AUGAAAAUGGUGAUACUUACAUAUUACAAAUUUUUAGUUUUACCAUUUGGAUUAGGUGUGGCACCCUAUUUAUAUUCAAAAUCUACUCGUGUCCUAGUAGCAAAAUGGCGGGGCGAGGGGAAAAAGGUGAAUAUGUUCUUAGAUGACGUUUUUGGAACUUCAUGUAAGUUUGGGUAGUACUAGACAGUUAGCUUUUGAUAUAAAACAAGAUCAGCUGGACUCCGACCUUGUGCCAAAAUUUGAUAAGUCGAUAUGGGAGCCAGUGCAGAUACUUGAAUUGUUAGGUGCAAUUUUCAACAUGACUGAAUAUACAAUCUGUAUUCCGCAGCGCAGAAUAGAUAAAGCCUUGGUCACACUAAAUGAGAUUAAUUAUCGGUCACGUGUCCCUGUUCGGACUGUUGCUAGUUUUAUAGGCCAGAUAAUUUCCAUGAGCAUAGUUAAUGGUCCGGUUUUUCAAAUUAUGACCAGGUAUUUAAGCAUGGAUGUUUUCAAGCUCGAACCUGGAAUUCAUACAUCAAAUUAUCACAGGAUAUGUAAUUUACUUAGUUUGAGUUUACGAAUUAGAAGUAAAUUAUCUUCCUUUCAAUUUCGGACAGUCAAACGGACAAGACAUAACUUUUCUUUGUUAAUUUUUGAAAACCGGUUUUGAUUACACUGUGGGCGACCACGUGGUAGAUUAUGACUUCGGGGUCCAUUCUAAGUACUGAGGAUACGAGUUGUGGAGAUUCGAACCCUAUCCAGUUGCAAUUAAGAACUAUUUUAGCGGAGUUAAGCAGCUUGAAACAAGAAGUACAUGGUAACAGUUAUUCAGUGUCAUCAGAAGUGAAAAAGUUAAAAACUGAGCAAGACAUAAAGUGGCGUUUUGAAGGAAACAACUUUAACAAUGAAUUGUUGGAUGCUGUAAAACAAGCAACUUGGGCGUUAGAACAUGGAAAGAUGGAAUAUUGUAUUGAACAAUUAAGCGAGUUUUCGGACAAAUUGCAAAAGAGGAAUAAGUUAAUUAGGAUUGCUGAUAGUUCCGAGGGCGGAUGGGAGACGGUACGACAGUACGAGUCGAAUCCGGUAGCGAGUGAUAGUGAAGAUGAGACCAAGAUUCACCGAGCUGAGAGCAGAGCUCUCAAGAAGAAACGCUCUUCAAGGGGUAAGGGGCGUGAUUUUGCUAACACUCGUCAGCCUGUGCAGUCGCCCUUUCUUACGGGAGGUGGGCGAGGUCGUUUUCGUCCAUACGGGUCCUUCAGCAACGCUUCCGGUUACGGUCCAGGAUCCACUUCCGUUUUCGGCUACAACGCAGUCCCAGGCUUCGGCAGACCACCCGCGCCCGGCCCAUGCUUCGCUUGUGGAGAGACCACCCACUUCCGGUGGAACUGCCCCCACGUUCGGGCAGGUGCCCAAGGCGACCAGCCUUCCGGUUCCAGAAAACGAGAAUUCUGAUGUGACAUUAAAAGAGGAGAAUGAUUAUAGACGCUUUACUCAUGAUUUUUACGAGUAUGAACAGGGUCAGAAACAUAUGAUUGUUAAGGGCAGAUUAAAAGAUCACUUAAAAUUUUGGCAAAGCAUAGGUACUAAUGAUUAUAUAUUAGACAUUAUUAAAAACGGUUUCAUGAUACCUUUGUAUUCGGAGCCAGAACAAAUUUUCUGUAAAAGCAAUAAGUCUGCUAUUUUAGAGCCAGAAUUUGUUACUGAGGCCACAGAAGAUUUAUUAGAUAGAUGCUUAAUAGAGAAAUGUAGUAACCCCCCAUAUGUGGUUAAUCCUUUAACUGUUUCAGUUCAGAGUUCUGGUAAAAAACGUUUGAUAUUAGAUCUAAGAGAGGUUAACAAACAUUUAUGGAAGCAGUCUGUUAAAUAUGAAGAUAUUAAAACUGCAUUGGCUUUAAUUUAGAAAGGAUGUUUCAUGAUAAAAUUUGAUCUUACUAGUGCUUAUCAUUUUGUACAGAUUUACGAGCCUCAUACAAAGUUUUUAGGGUUUUCAUGGAAUGACAAGGGAGGUAAUCCUGUAUAUUAUAGAUUCGUAGUAAUGCCAUUUGGAUUAUCGUCAGCGUGUUAUUUAUGGACCAAGUUAUGCCGCCCAUUGAUUAAGAAAUGGCGUGGUGAAGGUUUGCUUGUUACCAUGUUUCUAGAUGAUGGCCUAGGUUGUUCGAGCACAUAUGAAAGUGCGUUGAGAUUGAGUAGUCAUAUUAAGUCUGAUUUAUUGAGAUCUGGUUUUAUUCCUAACGCGAAAAAAUGUAUUUGGACCCCAGUUCAAAAUAUGGAAUUUUUGGGCUGUGAUCUUGAUACUUUAGAAGGUACCAUUUCUGUACCAAAACGUAGAUUGAGCAAAGUAAAUUCAGCUAUCAAAGAGCUAAUUGUUUCUGCAAGCAAAAAGGUUCGUGUUUCUGUGAGGAAAGUUGCCAGUUCAGUAGGACAGUUGAUUUCAAUGACAGUAGUUAUUGGUAAUAUUUCUCAAAUUAUGACUAGGUAUUUGAGUGCAGAUAUUUUGAAUGCUAGUCAUUGGAAUUCGUACAUUUUUCUGAGUGAUGAAAGCCAACAACCGUUGUUGUUUUGGCAACAAAAUUUAGUGUUAGUAAAUAACAAAAUGUUUGAGCAGUCAAAAACAUGUACAAAGGUGGUAUAUUCAGAUGCUAGUGACAUUGGUUACGGAGGGUAUGAACUUCAUACUAUGAAGUAAAUACUGUAAAUGGUGUUUCUCAAGGUGUUUGGUCACAGGAAGAGAGCAUAAAAUCGUCUACGUGGAGAGAGUUAGUCGCAAAGUACAGAGUACUGUUGUCUUUGGUACAUUUCGUAAGACACCAAAAGGUUAAAUGGUAUACAGAUAAUCAAGGUGUCAGAUCAAUUGCUGUCAACGGUUCUAUGAAAAGGGAAUUGCAAGAUGUUGCGUAUAGUAUUUUCCAGUGUUGUACGGUUAACUCUAUUUCACUUGAAAUGGAGUGGGUUCCAAGUUCGGAAAAUGAAAAAGCUGAUUAUUUGUCGAGGUUAUCAGAGUUUGAUGAUUGGGGAAUAUCUGAUGUCGUUUUGCAAAUGAUUUUUGAGAGAUUUGGUCGAUUACAGGUAGAGUGGUUUGCAUCAUAUUAUAAUGCAAAGUUACCGAAAUUUUAUUCCCGAUAUUGGAAUCCAAAUUGUUCAGGUAUAGAUGUAUUUGCAGAAAACUGGAAUGGUCAUAUAGGAUUGUUUGUGCCUCCAAUUGCUGCCAUUCACAGAGUCAUCAUGAAAAUGGCUAACGAUAAAGCGAGAGGUAUUUUAGUGUGUCCGUGUUGGAAAUCGUCUUUGUUUUGGACAUUUUUGUGUAAAAACGGUGUAUUUAUCGAUGAAGUUGUCGAUUGGUUUGAUUUACCGAUCGAGAAGCAUUAUUAUGUAUAAUGCAAAAAUGGAAAGGGGAUGUUCGGAAAUACUGAUUUGAAAUUUAGAAUGCUGGCACUACAGUUUGAUUUCAGGAAGGGGAAUUAACGGUGAUUUUGUAAAUAUGUAGUAUAACAGUGAAUAACCUACCCUGGUUGGGUAAAUAAACGAGUUUUGUAAUAUUGCAGCUUUGCUGAGAGGCGGUAUCGCCGAAACAAUAACAUUUGUCAUUGCGGUAUCGCAUAAAUGACUUAGCAGAAUUGCUUUUUAUUGCUUGGUCGAUUGUAUGAUUAAGAAAUUGCCACAAUGCAUAAAAAUAAGGCGCAUCCGAUGAUUGUUUGUGAGAUUAUUACAAUGCUUAUAAGAAGAGGACGAUUGUCUUUGUUCAUGUUACGUUGUAACUAGGCAAGUUCCAUUUAAAGAAACAAGACAAAUGCUUAUUUUGAUUUUUGUUUUAUACAUUUAUUUUUCCGGGUUCAUGAGGAAGAUAUUAAUAGCCUACCUGAUGUCCUGGCGGAUAGAGUGAACCUGCUCCCGGACCUGCUACGCCAGUCACGCGCACACAGUACGGACACAAAAUACCAUGGUGCUUUCAUGCGUUUUCAUAAAUGGGCGUUGUGUAACGGGUUGGGGAGUAGGGACAUUUUACCUGCUAGGAGUCUUGCAGUUGCUAUUUAUUUAGCAUCUUUAAUUCAAACCGCAAACACACCUAGUCCUGUGAUUGCUGCUUUUUACGCAAUAAAAUGGUUUCAUGACAUAAUGGGUUUAGAAUCUCCUACAAAUUCUAAAUUAGUAGUAAACAUUUUGGAGUCUGCAAAACGCAUAUUAUCUAAGCCUAAAAAGAAGAAAGAA
This is a messenger RNA of Mya arenaria, 4185 nucleotides long. RefSeq lists its product as uncharacterized. The transcript has a single exon. Gene Ontology annotation, molecular function: zinc ion binding; nucleic acid binding. Lineage: Eukaryota; Metazoa; Mollusca; Bivalvia; Myida; Myidae. The record is from RefSeq and is a predicted model, not a curated record. The coding region runs from base 679 to 1431 and encodes 250 amino acids.